UCUCUACAGUGGCGCUAGUAAUUAUGAGGUGAUCCGGAACAUAACACAAAACUGCGGACACUUUCCAGAUCAUCUCCUCAUCAAUGGAUCCAUAACUAAAGAGUUUUACUUCAAAAGUAAGACAAACGAGUGGGUUUUGAAGACUCCAACUGAAUGUGGAGUGAAAAUCUCAAAAGAUGUGAAAAUAGUUACCCCAGAUAUCUUUAGAAAACACCUACAGAAGUUAGGGUUUUACAACAGGAAACAACAGAUGAAUUUGGAAAAUUUCAUUGACCUGAUUAACAGAAUGCUGCUUUUGGAUCCUGAACGAAGAAUUCCUUUUCGUCAGGUGAUGCAGCAUCCAUUUGUCAGAGGUAACAGGGAUCUUCCAAGAGUCUCUACAGGAAAUGUCCAUAAUGUUACAAGACAGGAAAUUCCCUCUUCAUCAGCAAAGAAGGAAAAGAAGGACUUAUCAUGCCAUUAUGGGAAAGAAAGAAAGCAGUCUGCAGUCUGGAUUAUUGGGUCAGGGUAUUACAUCAGCGGAGCACAACAUACAGCAAAUCAAUGCUUUGGAGAAAACCUUGGACUCAAUGCAAAAAUAACCUGGAUCGGAAAGGUAGACAUGCGCUGGAAGAAUGUCCUGGAUACUUUUAAUCGUGAGGUUUCCAGACAAAGGAGCUCUCCAGACAUUUUAGUUCUCCAUGUCGGCAGCAACGACCUGGGAAACAUAAAUGUCUGCGAUCUAACCUCUGAAAUGGUGAAGGACCUGAUACACCUUCACAACACCUUUCCCAGGAUGAAAAUCGCAUAUUCCUUCAUAACUCCUAGAAUGACCUGGGCGAAAUUCAAUCCAAUGAAAAUAAAUGCAGACAGGAUCAGAGUCAACAGAACUAUGAAAUUAAAUGCUGAAAAAUUCAAUGGUUGUGUGAUUGAACAUCCAGAUUUGACACCGUUUGAAAAAGCUCUUUUCAAAACUGAUGGAGUACAAUUCUCCUCAAAGGGAUUUGAAAUGUUUGUAAGCUCUAUCCGUGGUGCUAUUGAGAAGACUCUGAACACGACCUUUCCAAGAGGCAAACUCCAACCUCAGUCAAAUGCUGAAAAUGUCCACACGAAGCGCCCAUGCUUUGAUGGGAAGGACAUUAGAGUCAUCCAAAACGUCCCACAACAUGAUAGAAAACACAUUUCAGAAUCAGACUUGGAGAGCAAGUUGUCUACACCAGAAAAUAUAAGGAUUUGUGAGGAAGAAUACUUGAUUGACGUCAGAGAGUACUUUCUGAAAUGUAUAAGAGAACCAGAAAAACACUUGUCCCCAAAUGACAGACAAAGCCCGUCUUCAGUACCAGAGGCUAACCAGGAAUCAAAAAAUGGACAUUCCUCAGAUGCAUCACAGUCAUCGCCGAAGCGCAGUGAUCUGAAAAGGAAACUUAUGUCAGAAACAGACGCAGAAAGCGACUUGCCUGUACAAAAGAAGAGAAAGAUCUGUCCAGAAGACAGUCCUGAAAAUGUACAGUCACCGCCUGGGCAGGAAAAGUUGCCAAACGAAGAGCCUCUUCUGAAGAGAAAAAGAAGUUCAGAAGAUCUCUCGUCCCCACCCAAAAAGAGGAAGGUAAUCGGUGAAAAUGACGGACAAAGCCCGUCUUUAGUACCAGAGGCUAACCAGGAAUUAAAAAAUGGACAUUCCUCAGAUGCAUCACAGUCGUCACCGAAGCGCAGUGAUCUGAAAAGGAAACUUAUGUCAGAAACAGACGCAGAAAGCGACUUGCCUGUACAAAAGAAGAGAAAGAUCUGUCCAGAAGACAGUCCUGAAAAUGUACAGUCACCGCCUGGGCAGGAAAAGAUGUCAAACGAAGAGCCUCUUCUGAAGAGAAAAAGAAGUUCAGAAGAUCUCUCGUCCCCACCCAAAAAGAGGAAGGUAAUCGGUGAAAGUGACAGACAAAGCCCGUCUUUAGUACCAGAGGCUAACCAGGAAUUAAAAAAUGGAUAUUCCUCAGAUGCAUCACAGUCAUCGCCGAAGCGCAGUGAUCUGAAAAGGAAACUCAUGUCAGAAACAGACGCAGAAAGCGACUUGCCUUGUGAAAAACACAGUGGAAUGAGCCUUGCUACUCUCCCGAAUCAGAAGCUGUGA
This is a messenger RNA of Oryzias melastigma (Indian medaka), 2104 nucleotides long. RefSeq lists its product as uncharacterized. The record is from RefSeq and is a predicted model, not a curated record. Gene Ontology annotation, cellular component: cytoplasm; nucleus; PML body. Gene Ontology annotation, molecular function: transcription coactivator activity; transcription corepressor activity; protein serine/threonine kinase activity. NCBI's taxonomy places the organism in Eukaryota, Metazoa, Chordata, Actinopteri, Beloniformes, Adrianichthyidae. Gene Ontology annotation, biological process: smoothened signaling pathway; positive regulation of transcription by RNA polymerase II; peptidyl-threonine phosphorylation.